Miniopterus natalensis is the source of this 1188-nucleotide messenger RNA. It is a transcript of the gene SERPINB11, whose product is annotated as serpin family B member 11. The record is from RefSeq and is a predicted model, not a curated record. Gene Ontology annotation, biological process: negative regulation of endopeptidase activity. Gene Ontology annotation, molecular function: serine-type endopeptidase inhibitor activity. NCBI's taxonomy places the organism in Eukaryota, Metazoa, Chordata, Mammalia, Chiroptera, Miniopteridae.
AUGGAUUCCCUCAGCACAGCAAACCUUGAAUUUUGCCUUGAUAUGUUUAAAGAGUUGAACAAUAACCACGUGGGAGAUAAUAUCUUCUUUUCCCCGCUGAGUUUGCUUUAUGCUCUAAGUAUGAUCCUCCUUGGUGCCAGAGGAAACAGUGCAGAACAGAUGCAAAAGGUGCUUCACUUUAAUCAUGUUGCAGAGUCAUUAAGGCCAGAUCAGGACUCGGCUAAGUGUAGCCAAACUGGAAGGAUUCACUCAGAGUUUGGAGCCCUGUUCUCUCAGAUCAACCAGCCAGACUCUAACUAUACCCUCAGCAUCGCCAACAGACUCUACGGGUCACAGGGGAUGACAUUCCAUCAGCAAUAUUUAAGUUGUUCUGAGAAGCUGUAUCAAUCCAGGCUGCAAGCCGUUGAUUUUCAAAAGUCUACAGAAGAAACGAGGCAAGCUAUUAAUGCUUGGGUUGCGCGUAAAACUAAUGGAAAAAUUACAAACCUCUUCGGGAAGGGCACAAUUGACCCUUCUUCUGUGAUGGUCCUGGUGAAUGCCAUAUAUUUCAAAGGACAAUGGCAAAAUAAAUUUCAGGAAAGAGAGACUAUUAAAACACCUUUCCAGCUAAGUAAAGCGAAGAGCGUGAUCGUGGAAAUGAUGCAGCAGACGGGAACGUUUAAACUGGCCUUCAUAAAGGAGCCGCAGAUGCAGGUGCUGGAGCUGCCCUACGUGAACCACAGACUGAGCAUGAUCAUCCUGCUUCCCGUGGGCACGGCUAGUCUAGAGCAGGUAGAGAAGCAGCUGAACCUGAAGACGUUUCGCAAGUGGACCAGCUCCUCCAACAUGAGGGAAAGAGACGUCGAGGUCCAUUUGCCCCGAUUCAAGCUGGAGAUAAAGUAUGAGCUGAACUCCCUGCUAAAAUCCCUCGGGAUGACAGAUGUCUUCCACCAGAUCAAAGCUGAUCUGUCUGGAAUAUCACCAGCCAGGGGCCUGUAUUUAUCAAAGGUCAUCCACAAGUCAUAUGUGGAUGUCAACGAAGAGGGCACGGAGGCAGCAGUGGCCACUGGGGACAACCUCGUGGUCAAAAGACUCCCCAUCCGAGCUCAGUUCAUGGCGAACCACCCUUUCCUGUUCUUCAUAAAGCACACUGGCACCAACACCAUUCUCUUCUGUGGCAAGCUCGCCUCUCCCUCUCCCUCUCCCUAA